AUGCUCAUGAAGAAAGCUAAUGCGAACUGGCGGGUCUACAUGGAUUACUCGGAUCUGAAUAAAGCUUGCCCCAAAGAUAGCUUCCCUCUUUCCAGGAUCGACCAAUUGGUCAACAGCACGACUGGGCAUGAGCUUCUCACCUUCAUGGACGCAUACUCCAGCUACAAUCAGAUAGCAAUGCACCCUCCAGAUAAACAGAAGAUGACCUUCGUCACAAACAAAGGGCUAUACUGUUACCAGGUCAUGUCGUUCAGCCUCAAAAAUGCUGGCACAACAUAUCAGAGGUUGGUCAACCAAAUGUUUGCUCAGCAGAUUGGCCAAACUAUGGAAGUUUAUGUUGAUGAUAUGCUCGUGAAGAGCAUCCGAUCAUGUAUAAGAACUCCAAGAGACCUUCUCAAUCCUGUGGCGGUAUCAGCCACUGAUAAGUGCCUCCCAACGGUUAAAGCAGAGUGGACCCUAGAUUGCGAGCAAGCCUUUCAACGGUUAAAGCAAUACUUGGGGUCAUCACCACUACUGUCCAAGCUAGAGGAAGGAGAGCCAUUGCUUAUUUAUUUGGUAGUUUUUGCGUUAGACAUCAUCUUGGCCCUUAUCAGAGAAGCUGGAGGCAAGCAACAUCCUAUCUAUUAUACCAGCAAAGCACUAGUUCUGACAGAAACGAGAUACUCGAGUAUGGAGAAGCUUGCCCUGCGUCUGGUCCUCUCUACACGGCGGUUACUCCCAUACUUUCAAGCACAUUCCAUCAUCGUUAUCACAGAUUCGCUGCUCUGA
Molecule: messenger RNA, 768 nt
Organism: Magnolia sinica
Lineage: Eukaryota; Viridiplantae; Streptophyta; Magnoliopsida; Magnoliales; Magnoliaceae
Exons: 2
Coding region: 1-768 (255 amino acids)
Source: RefSeq, a predicted model, not a curated record